AUGACAGAUUUGGGGGAGAUGACAUACUUCCUUGGUAUGGAGAUUGUUCAGUCCAACAAUGAAAUUUUUGUGUGCCAAGAAAAGUACGCAAAUGAGGUACUCAUAAAGUUUGGCAUGGAAAAUUCCAAACCUGCAGACACUCCACUAGUUCCUAAUUUGAAGUUGAGUAAGAAUGAUGGUGAACUGAGUGUGGAUGAAGGAUUGUUCAAAAGUCUGGUUGGAUGCUUGCUGGCAGCCAAGAGAGUGUUAAGAUAUGUGAAAGGGACCUCCAGGCUUGGCAUUUGGUACAAAAGGUCUGAAAAUCUGGUCUUGUUAGGCUAUACUGACAGUGAUUGGGGAGGGUCACUUGAUGACAUGAAAAGCACCUCAGGUUAUGUGUUCUACAUCAAAUCUGGUGCAAUUAGCUGGCUAUCAAAGAAGCAGGAUACUGUGGCAUAA
Pistacia vera is the source of this 438-nucleotide messenger RNA. RefSeq lists its product as uncharacterized. The record is from RefSeq and is a predicted model, not a curated record. The transcript has 2 exons. NCBI's taxonomy places the organism in Eukaryota, Viridiplantae, Streptophyta, Magnoliopsida, Sapindales, Anacardiaceae. Bases 1 to 438 code for a protein of 145 amino acids.